Molecule: messenger RNA, 1665 nt
Organism: Camelina sativa (false flax)
Lineage: Eukaryota; Viridiplantae; Streptophyta; Magnoliopsida; Brassicales; Brassicaceae
Product: zinc finger CCCH domain-containing protein 16
Molecular function (GO): metal ion binding
Source: RefSeq, a predicted model, not a curated record
CUUCUUUUUUUCUUAAAGAAGCAAAAUCAUAUAUACACUGCAUAUGGUAGUCAUUCACACAGUUGAAGGUUUAUAGAAGGCAGCGAGAAUGAGAAAGGAACUCUGCAGAAACUUUCAGCGUGGCAGUUGUAGGUAUGGGGAAAAUUGUAAAUUUCUUCAUCCACAACAGGCUAAACCAAAUAAUCCCUUUGGCUUUGGUUCACAACAACAACCACAACAACAACAGCAGCAGCAACAAAAGAGUUCUAACCCUUUUGGAUUUGGUGUACAAAGUGGUGGUGGUGGUUCCAGCAGACCCAAUCAGUUCCAGCCUUUCGAGAAUACAUGGUCACGGACGGGUUCUACACCUAAUGCUGCUGGUGGUGCUUCUGCGCAGCAGACUGGUGGUAAACAGACGCAGUCUGCAGACCAUAAAUGCACAGAUCCUGCUGCGUGUAAGCGGGUAAUGCAAGAUGAUUUUAAGAAUGAGAGACCUAUGUGGAAACUCACAUGCUAUGGCCACUGGAAAUAUUUUCCAUGUGACGUUACUGGUGAUAUCAGCUAUGAAGAGCUACGUGCAAUGGCAUACGACGAAGCUAAACGAGGAAUACCUCUACAGUCUAUUGUUGAGAGGGAGAGAAAUUUGCAAAACUCCAAAAUAGCUGAGUUUGAAAACUUUCUGCGGAAUCCGUACAAAGGCUCUGUUACCGCCAACCAAAGCCCGUUUGCUUCACCCACUCCUAGUAUAUUCCCACCAACCAAUCAGAUCAAUUCUUCUCCUCCAGCAUUCUCUGGCUUUAAUCAACAACCUGCAUUCCCAAAUACCAAUGCUGGUGGACUCAGUUCAUCUGGACCUCUGAAUGCCUUUGCAAGCUUCAGUCACCAAUCAAAUAAUCAACAAACUACAUUUCCCAAUACCAAUGCUGGUGGAGUCAGUUCAUCUGGACCUCCAAAUCUCUUUGCAAGCUUUAAUCAACAACCGAACAAUCAACAAGCUGCAUUCCCAAAUACCAAUGCUGGUGGAGUCAGUUCAUCUGGACCUUCGAAUGCCUUUGCAAGCUUUAAUAAACAACCAAAUGCUUUCAGCGUCAAUACACCUCAACCUGUUCCUUCAGGUCCCUCUGGUUUUCAAACCCAACCAUCAGUAGCAUUCAAACCAGCGUCAUUUGGACCUGGACCCGGACUCGCCACAACUCCACAAAACAAUAACAUCUUUGGUCGACAAACUCCAACGCCGGCUCCCAACAAUUCCCAGAACAAUGCAUUUAACUUCAAUGUCCCUGUUGCAUCUUUCACUGCUCCUUCUGUAGACACAACAAAUACAUCCUCCGGAACUGAGCUGCAAAUACAAGGUGAUCCUGUUGAUAGUAGUAUAUGGUUAAAGGAGAAAUGGAAUCCAGGGGAGAUUCCAGAACAAGCCCCGCCAGAUGCCUUUGUUUAAACAAAAUAUGAAAUGAGACAUUGAAUCAGUGUUGAAAUAGUUAGUUUUACAUAUAGGCAAGCGUUGUAAACAUGGCGCAGAAAACGCCUUGUGAUCAUUUUACAUUUGUGUAAAGAUUUUAUGAACCAAGUUAGACCAGUUCAACUCCACCAAUGUUAGUUUCUCCGCAACAUCAUAAAUUUGAACUUUGUUUCAAAACAAUAACUUCAAGGUAUCAAACUAUAAAAACCAUAUCUUUCUCACAA